AUGCCGUUCAAAUCACGAUGGUCACUGACCGUCCCAAACGUUUCUCUUCCAUCGUUUAUGUUCGGAACCCCGGAAUCCGAGAUCAACGACAGUGAGAAACUCAUCAUCGAUGCAAAACGUCCCGAAACGCAUUAUUUGACCUUGUAUAGCUACCGUGAAUGGUCUAAGAGAUUCGCAGCGGGCUUAGUCGAAGCCGGUAUACAGAAAGGAGACCGUGUAAUGCUCUUUUCAGGCAACGGGAUAUUUAACCCGAUAGUUGUCCUGGGCACUCUGAUGGCUGGAGCAAUCUACAACAGCGCAAAUCCAGCAUAUACGCCGCGCGAGCUACGCCAUCAGCUACAGGACUCACAGCCUCGCUUUGUCCUAGCUGCCGAUAACUGCAUAGAAAGAGCACUGGAAGCGGCAGAUGAGAUUGGAUAUGACAAGAAGAACAUUUUCUUGUUCACUGAGCUGCCGAUCCAGCUUGAUGUGAACCUCUCCCGCACUGACAGGCAGCACUGGGGCUCGCUUAUCGCCGAUCUGGAUGUUGGUCGCCAAUUCGCGUGGCAGACUUUCGACAGCAGAGCUCUUGCUGAGCAGACCGCGGUCCUGAUCUAUUCAUCUGGCACCACCGGGCUUCCGAAAGGGGUCGAACUUUCGCACAGAAACAUCAUCGCCAACAUGCUGCAGCUAGAGAAAAUUCAGCUUUCAGAUAAGACCAUCAAGAGCCGGAAAUGUCUCUGUGUUGUUCCUCUGUAUCAUGCUCUGGGCUUGGGCUAUUACAUCUUUUUCGCACCAAGAUUCGGGUUGAAGACGUAUCUGAUGGAAAGAUACAAUUUGACGGAUAUGCUAGAUCAUAUCCAGCAAUUUGAAAUCACCGAGCUAGUGUUGGUGCCGCCGAUUCUCGUUGCGAUGGCGAAGCAUCCGUCCGUCCGAGACGGGACUUACAACAUCACCAGUGUCACGAAAGUGGUUGCGGGAGCUGCUCCCAUUGGCAUGGAGGUCACCACGCAGUUCGAAGAAUUAUGGAACAGGAAAAUACUUGUGCGACAGGCAUGGGGCAUGUCGGAGUUAGUUGCCCAUGGAGAGUUUGUCCUGACAUUGGAUGAUGUGAUUACUGACCAUGUCACCAGAGCCCCUGCUAUUACUUUGUGCUGGGAUGAGCGUUCUAGGAUUAAGGAUUCCUCAGUGUCGAUCGGUGAACUAGUACCUGGAGCAGAGGCUAAGCUCAUGAGAGAGGACGGAACCGAAGAGAUAAGAGUAGGUGAACGUGGUGAGUUUUGGAUUCGCACCCCGAACGGCAUGAAGGGUUAUUGGAAGAAUCGUGAGGCCACGGACGAGACAUUGACGAGCGACGGGUGGCUGAGAACGGGUGACGUUGCCUACCGUGAUGAGUUUAACAGGUGGUACAUGGUUGAUCGGAUCAAGGAACUGAUAAAAGUGCGUGGUUCACAAGUUGCUCCAGCGGAGCUUGAGGCUCUGCUUCUUGAGCAUCCUCAAAUUGUCGAUGCAGCUGUCAUUGGGAUCAAAACGCCCACGGGAGACGAGAACCCCCGGGCAUAUGUCGUACUUGCGCCACGCAAGCCUGGCUCGAGGUCCAUCUCCGAGGCCGAUGUGGUCUCAUUUGUCAGUUCUCGCGUGUCCAAGACUAAACAUCUGACGGGAGGAUGUGUGUUCAUUGAUGCCAUCCCCAAGAACCCAUCUGGUAAGAUUUUGAGAAGGCAGCUAAGGGAAUUAGCAGCUAAGGAUGGCGAACUCAAUGCGAAGCUGUAG
Molecule: messenger RNA, 1752 nt
Organism: Exophiala bonariae
Lineage: Eukaryota; Fungi; Ascomycota; Eurotiomycetes; Chaetothyriales; Herpotrichiellaceae
Exons: 4
Coding region: 1-1752 (583 amino acids)
Biological process (GO): secondary metabolic process
Molecular function (GO): CoA-ligase activity
Source: RefSeq, a predicted model, not a curated record